Scatophagus argus is the source of this 1029-nucleotide messenger RNA. RefSeq names its product leukocyte cell-derived chemotaxin 1-like. The transcript has 7 exons. Gene Ontology annotation, biological process: negative regulation of endothelial cell proliferation; negative regulation of angiogenesis. The record is from RefSeq and is a predicted model, not a curated record. The coding region runs from base 1 to 1029 and encodes 342 amino acids. Lineage: Eukaryota; Metazoa; Chordata; Actinopteri; Scatophagidae.
AUGAAAGAGACUAUGGAAAAAGUCCAAAAUACCACUCAUGGAUCUGGCUGCUUUGAACACUGCAUGCCUCUGGAACAAAGCAUGCCAACCUCUGCUGCAGUCGGCCGCCUCUUGAGAUUUGGAACUGUGACGCUUACUGUUGGUGCCGUGUUAAUGUUGUGUGCAUCCAUGGCUGCUCUCUACCUAUGGAAAGACAGCGAUAAAAAUGUUUAUAAUGUUCGUUACAGUAUGAACAUCAACGGGGAGGUGAGGCAGGGUUCCAUGGAAAUUGAUUCUGACAACAACCUGGAGCGAUUUAAAACUGGGAGUGGAGCUGAGGAAGCAGUGGAGAUUCAUGACUUUCAGAUUGGAAUAACCGGAAUCCGCGUCUUCGGAGGAGAGAAGUGCUAUAUAAAAUCCCAAAUCAAAGCCAAUCUUCCACACAUGGGGGGUGAUAACAAAGAGCUGAUGUUUGACCUGACAGAUGAAGUCAUGCCAGUGAGGUUUGAUGAGGAGUUCCUCAUCUGGGUUGCUACAGAGCAGCCACUGAAGGACACCAGUUUUCUGAGCAACAAAAUUCUGGGUCUUUGCAGGGAACUUCCCAUUUACUGGCUCCAACCUAUCUAUCCUAAAGAUGGGGAGAGGAGAAAGAGAGAUACACAGCGAGCCAAACGGCAGUUUAACAUGGAGGAGUUUGAGACAGCUGCAGGGGAGAGCGGCCCGGUGAGUCACGCAGAGGAUGACACCUCCAGAGUCGCAGAGGAAGAGGAGGGGGCACAGUCGACCGAGGGGUCAGCAUACAACCCCGAAAACCCCUAUCAUCGCAGCGGGGGGGCCAGAGAGGACGGAGCCAUGACCUUUGACACCAUGUUAGACCACCAGGGGAUCUGCUGCUCAGAAUGCCAACGCAGCUACACUCACUGUCAGAGAAUAUGCGAGCCUCUGCAUGGCUACUGGCCCUGGCCUUACAACUACAGAGGAUGCCAGGUAGCUUGCCGAGUCAUUAUGCCGUGUCGCUGGUGGGUGGCACGCAUUUUAGGUGUUGUUUAA